Molecule: messenger RNA, 2733 nt
Organism: Danaus chrysippus (African queen)
Lineage: Eukaryota; Metazoa; Arthropoda; Insecta; Lepidoptera; Nymphalidae
Source: the annotation of a GenBank genome assembly
AUGAAUCUGUCAGAUCCAUCAGACGACGAUUCUAGUAGCGAUGAAAGUCCUGUACCAGCAAAACGUCCCCGGACAGACACUUACGGUGCCUCGUCAACAACAUCGCAUGGUUCAAUUAUUCAAGAAUCUGACGAGGACUCACCUGAACCACAAUUUUCGGAAAACUAUGGGGCUAAUUCACAGAAUACAAAUAAAACCAGGUUAAGCUAUAGAGAGCAAAGUCCCAACAGACCAAAUCGAUUAAGUAGGAGCAGUCUCAGUGAGAAUUGUUCUUCUCCUACUGAUCAAUAUGAUGACUUUCGACCUGGUUUCAAAGAUAAUGACUCAGAAGAUGGUAGUGUCCGACCAAGUUUUCAGAAAUCAAAUGACAAUGCCUUUUACAACAAAACAUCAGAUGAUUCCAAAGAGUCUGAUGCUUACACUGGUGUGGGAUACUCAGAGAUUUCAAAAAGAAUGAUGAGUAAUAUGGGUCAUAAGCCUGGGAGAGGUUUGGGUAAAUUUGAACAUGGUAGAGUAGAACCAGUACAGGCAUCUACACAGAAGGGUCGGAGAGGUUUAGGUUUAAAACCAUCAGUUGUUGGUGAAGUACCUCGUGAUUUUAAAUGGUCACCAGAUGAGGCAGUGCCUGAAGCAAAGGAGGAAAUUAAUUGGAUGCCAUCAGCACCAGAAGAAACUUUGUAUGGGGACGUUUUAGAACAAUGGUUAAAGAAGGGCAAGAAGAAAACGGUAAUUGAUGAUGAGACGGAGUUUGUGGAUCCACAAAUAUUGAAAGGCAUUCUAAAUUCAAAGACCAUUUUUGACAAUUUAGAGGGUGAAGAUAUGAGACUUGCUAGAACUCGCAGUAAUCCUUAUGAGACAAUUGGUUCUGUCAUAUUUUUAAACAGAGCAGCUGUUAAAAUGGCUAACAUUGAUGCAGUUUUUGACUUUAUGUUCACAAACCCUAAGAAACCUUCUGGGGAACCUGCGGUAGAUAAGAAAGAUUUGUUGUAUUUCGCUGAUGUUUGUGCAGGCCCUGGUGGAUUCUCUGAAUAUGUUCUGUAUAGGAAAGGUUGGAGAGCAAAAGGUUUUGGUUUCACAUUAAAAGGUUCAAAUGAUUUCAAAUUAUCUGAUUUCUUUGCUGGUGCCCCAGAAACAUUCAAUCCUUAUUAUGGGGUUAAGGAAGAUGGAAAUAUCUUUGAUCCAGCCAAUUUGUCAUCUUUGAAGGAGUUUGUUUUAAAACAAACAGAUGAUGUUGGUGUCCAUUUUCUUAUGGCAGAUGGAGGAUUUUCAGUUGACGGACAAGAAAAUAUCCAGGAAAUAUUGUCAAAGCAGCUGUAUUUAUGUCAGUGUCUUGCAGCUCUAAUGCUUGUUAGAACUGGCGGCCAUUUUGUGUGUAAGCUGUUUGAUGUAUUCACACAAUUUAGUGUUGGUCUCAUUUACAUUAUGUAUAGGUGUUUUGAAAAAGUGUGUAUUUUUAAACCUGUCACAUCUAGACCGGCUAACUCCGAGCGUUAUAUAGUGUGUAAGUGUAAGAAAGCCGGCACUGAAUCCGUUGAGAAACACUUAUUUUCUGUUAAUUCUAUUCUAUGGAAUAAUCGGACGAAGGACGAUGACGUCACACAACUUGUCCCCCUAUCAGUUAUACAAGAGGAUAGAGCCUUCUAUGAAUACAUAUAUAAGAGUAAUUGUGUAAUAGGGGAAAGACAAAUCAAGAAUCUGUUGAAAAUAGCUGAAUUCAGCAAAAAUAAAAAGCUUCAAGAGGACUCUCAGGCUGAGAUGAGAGAGCAAUGCUUGAAGUUAUGGAAUUUGCCAGAUAAAGUACGCACAAAACCAGAACGUAGGAGUGCUGAUGAUACACUAUCACAUAUAUUGAAGACCUCAGCAAAAACACAAUUGGAAUCACACAGUCCGUAUUCAUUUAAGCACAGUGUUCUCAACAGACAGCCGAAGUAUCUCGAGAAAUCAUCAGAUUUGAGUAGCACCUUCAUUAAUGUGUAUGACUGGCAUUUCACAUUCCUCAGUAGUGUUAAAGGAAGUUCCGAUUUGAGGAUAUUCAUAGCAUGUGGUGGCAAACAGGUUUAUCAGCUUGAUGGCACCUUUUGGAGGAAUGUAGCCGAUUUACAUUUGACAUUGCCAGCACACACAUUAUUAUAUGGAGAGAUAGUGCGAGAGUAUAGAGGUGAAGGCAACAAUCAGAUGCACAAUAAAGCACUUCAUGUGAUAGACGCUCUCAUGCUUGGAGGCAUUGAUAUAUCAUUAAUGCCACUCACUGAUCGUAUUAGUCAAUGUACUCUAUUUUGCAACGCACUUGAAAAAACCGAUGACACACAAGCCCUUGCAAUCAGAUGUAAGAGGUUCUACCCAUUGGAAUCUUUCCCAACGUCCGUGGAUAAUUUGGAAUAUAGAGCAAUGAAGAGAAUUAAAAAGGCUUUAACUGUGGACAUACCGAAACGAGGCAACCGAAACGAUAUGUUCCAUACUGUUGGAUCGUUACUAUUCAUGAAGGAGUUGAAAGAGCCAUGGAUAGCACAAAUAUCAAAGAAGAGCGGUUGCAAGUAUUAUUACUGCAUCGGACCGGACAGGAAGCCACGUAGCGAAUACUAUAUACCGGAAGCAGCCGGUUUAGACAUGUUGAGCGCAUAUUCUAGCAGAAUUUUGUGGAAUUGGGAGGCAGCUUCAGCCAUCUUUGAAGGACAUCCAAACGCACCUAUGACCAGAUCGCACAUGGAAGAAUAUAUACGCAGUCAGACGUGA